CUCCAUGCGCAUUACGCAUGCUACUGUACAUGUCUGUGUAGUGCAAGAUGCAGCGCUUCGGAGAAUUAAGCGCUGAUCAUGGAUGCCGUAAAUACUCUCGUGUCACUGACCUGGUAGAAAUCAUGCCGUGCUGGUGCUCCCAUCCCAUCGUCGACGUCCUCUGACAAUACUCUUUAUCGCCAUACAUAUUCGCGACAAGUCUUUGUGCAAAGUCUCAAGUCAUCACCAUCACAAAAUGGCCUCGGAAGACAGAUCAACACGGCUGAACACGGCCUAUUCGCUACUCGACGCAUACGGCUCCCUCUCGCCAGACGCCAUCCUCUCCCAUCUCGAUGAGAGCUGCACACACCAAGCUCUGCCCGAGUCGCUGGGUAUGCCGCCUCGCUCAAAGGAAGAAUUCAGAGGCCAUGCCCAAGGCAUUACCUCCAUCUUCACCACCUUCGCCAUGAUCCCGCAAAACGUCUACGAGGACGAAGACAACAAUGCCGUAGUCAUCCACGCAAAAAUGGACGGUCAGCUGAACAAGCCCGGCAUGGGUCAAUGGAAGAACGAAUGCAUAAUGUUGCUGCGCUUCACCGAAGACGGCUCCAAGAUCACCCAAAUCAGGGAGUUUGUCGACAGCGCAAAAGCCAUGGAGAUGCGCAACAAAGUCAAGCCCAAGAACUUCGACUCGCAUGGUGGAAGUCUCUUUUCCACUGUCGGUUGGGUUGUGUCCACCACUGUACCGGUCGCCUUGGCCGGCGCCGCUGUUCUUUUCUUCACAGGAAGGCGCGACUUGCUUCGCCUGAGAUAAGGAAGGCGGCCGUAUGCCAAUGCUUACGAUACAUGUAAUCCCUCCGAAUGUCUACAAUACAUGUUGCCUUGUCUACCUUGUGUGUGUCCAGGGCUGUGCCGCGUUAGUGAUACAUCUAUUCAAGCGACCAUCGCACAAUCUCCUUGCAUGCUUGGAUUGUUCCAGAGCUACAGUCAUGCUUGCAUACAUCUCGUGGCCAUGCGUGAAUUUCAGCUUGGUGGGUGCACUGGAUGAAGUGCUUAUGUCGAUACAUCCAAGCCAAGCCAAGGCAUCCUCUAGCAAAGCAAUUUGGCCCAGAGACUCGCACCGGCACUGCGCGAACCAUCACAGAUCGUCAAUCCGAGAUACUUGCCUACGAUCGUCUCCCACAACGUCCGCGAGGUAACCAACGAGAAAUCCACAAACUGCGCCAGAUUCCCUUGCAUAAUCAAAUAGAUUUCCAUAACGUUUUCCGGCCCCCUUUUGAAACACGAUUGCAUCCAUUCCCCCCU
Molecule: messenger RNA, 1284 nt
Organism: Aureobasidium pullulans EXF-150
Lineage: Eukaryota; Fungi; Ascomycota; Dothideomycetes; Dothideales; Saccotheciaceae
Exons: 1
Coding region: 236-793 (185 amino acids)
Source: RefSeq, a predicted model, not a curated record